CCCGCUGAAGAGGAGACCUGGUCCUCGGCAGCAGCAGUUCCCCGGCAGAUUUAAUUGAGGAUCCCAGGCUGCUGAGCCAGUGACCAAGAUGGCCAACUUCAAGGGCCACGCCCUCCCGGGGAGCUUCUUCCUGCUCUUUGGUCUCUGGUGGUCACUGAAGUACCCAUUCAAGCACCUGACCCAGGGGGCACGGAGCCGGUUCAGCCGUGGGGCCGAGCGACUGGAGCUGAUUGAAGGGCUCAUUAAAGCUGCCUUUGCACUCAUAGGGAUCCUGGCGGAGCAAUUUGUUCCAGACGGGCCCCACCUGCACCUGGUGGACCGGGAAGGACAAGGCUGGGUGAAGCUGAUGAACUGGCAGCACGCCACCAUGUAUCUGUUCUUCGGGCUCUCGGGCAUCGUGGAUGUGCUCACCGUCCUCUCCGCCCAGAUCCCCCUGGGGCUGGACCGCCUGCUCAUGGCCGUGGCCGUGUUCACCGAAGGUUUCCUCUUCUACUACCACGUCCACAACCGGCCCCUGCUGGACCAGCACAUCCACUCGCUGUUGCUGGUGGCAGUGUUUGGGGGCACACUGACCAUCUUCCUGGAGGUGCUCCUCAGGGACAACGUGGUGCUGGAGCUGUUCCGGGCCAGCCUCAGCAUCCUACAAGGAACCUGGUUCUGGCAGAUAGGGUUUGUGCUGUUCCCACCCUGGGGAGGACCCGAAUGGAAACAGGAUGAUCACGGCAACAUCAUGUUCAUCACUAUGUGCUUCUGUUGGCAUUACGCAGCUGCCCUCAUCAUCGUGGGCAUCAACUAUGCCCUCGUGGCCUGCCUGGUGAAGAGGUUUGAGAGGCGCUCUGGAGGAGAGAUCAUUGGGAUCCAGAAGCUGAAGUCAGAUAAAAAUGUGCACAUGGCACUCUUGCAGGACUUGGAAGAAGAGUAACCCAGGGAGGAGGUGACCACGCUCACCCCCACCCGGGCCCCCACUGAAUCGCUGAAGCAGCCUGGGACGGUCUGGCGUGGGACCGGCCCUUGGCGAAGACACUCACACGGCUCUUCUCUCACAAUCCUUAGAGCCCCCAACUGUGGAGAACUGCUGGAGAGCAACAUGACGGUCUCAAAAGGGAAACUUGACUUACAAAGGAGUCUGGCGCAAACUCCCCGACCCCAGCACCCCACCACUGAUGGAGACCCCAUCCUCCCCUCCCCACUGUCCCCCAAAGUCUGGGGGCUGGCGGUUGCACUCAGGGAACAGGAAGUCUCGCUGCCUGCCAUUGUGUUCAACCCCAUGGGACUCCAGCCCGGGGGGAAGGUCGGAGGCAGGUGUUUCGGGGCCUGGAUUUCCGGGUGGCAUAAACCAAAGUCCG
Molecule: messenger RNA, 1346 nt
Organism: Ornithorhynchus anatinus (platypus)
Lineage: Eukaryota; Metazoa; Chordata; Mammalia; Monotremata; Ornithorhynchidae
Gene: TMEM45B
Product: transmembrane protein 45B
Exons: 6
Coding region: 89-922 (277 amino acids)
Source: RefSeq, a predicted model, not a curated record